Molecule: messenger RNA, 2614 nt
Organism: Cebus imitator (Panamanian white-faced capuchin)
Lineage: Eukaryota; Metazoa; Chordata; Mammalia; Primates; Cebidae
Gene: GLT1D1
Product: glycosyltransferase 1 domain containing 1
Exons: 12
Coding region: 105-1145 (346 amino acids)
Molecular function (GO): glycosyltransferase activity
Source: RefSeq, a predicted model, not a curated record
GGCCUCCGGGAGGGGCGGGCGGGACUGACCUAGCCGCCCGGCUCCCCUGCCAUCCGCGUCUGUGCCGUCCCUGGGGCCUGGUCAAUGUCCCGGGCGGCGGCGGCAUGCGGCUCCUGUUCCUGGCGGUGCUGCGGCCGCACACGGGGAACGCGGUCACGGCCCAGCGCGUCCGGGCCCAUCUAGAGGCUGCAGGGCACGUGUGCCUUCUGAGAGAUGCCUUUGACUUUGAAAGCCCAUCUGAGAUUGCAAACCUCAUCUUGGCUGAGAACUGCGAGGCUGCCCUGGCUCUUCAUCUCUAUAGGGGAGGCCGCCUUUUGCAAGGCCACCGAAUCCCUUUUGGAAUCAUCUUUGGUGGAACUGAUGUAAAUGAAGAUGCCAACCAGAAGGAAAAAAACACAGUGAUGAGAAGAGUUCUCGAGGAAGCCAGAUUUGCUGUCGCUUUCACAGAGUCAAUGAAGGAAAUGGCACAAGCGCAGUGGCCGCAUGCUAAGGGUAAGAUCUACGUCCAGAGUCAAGGAAUUGCAACAACACCAAAUGCCGCCUUUAACUGGAAUACCUUUCUUCAACGUUCAGAGAUUAACCAAAGUGCUGACAAUUUGCACAUAUUUCUUCUGAUAUGUGGACUUCGACAAGUGAAGGACCCUCUCUACCUGGUGGGCGCGUUUUCAGAAUGGCACCAGGAGGAGCCCAAUGUGUACCUGGUGAUUGUGGGGCCUGAGGUCGAUCCAGUGUUUACAAGGGAAGUAAAAGCCAAAGUGAAAAGGGCCGCUGGGGUACGACUGAUUGCAGAGAUGCCUCAAGGAGAUCUGCACGCCGUGGUGAAGAACUGCUUCGCGGUGGUGAACAGCUCUGUCUCUGAAGGCAUGUCAGCCGCAAUUUUGGAGGCGAUGGAUUUAGAAGUUCCGGUGUUGGCCAGAAACAUCCCCGGGAAUGCUGCCGUGGUGAAGCAUGAAGUCACAGGGCUACUGUUUUCCACUCCUCAGGAGUUUGUUCAUCUGGCAAAGAGACUGGUCAGUGAUCCUGCAUUAGAAAAGGAAAUUGUAACGAACGGAAAGGCGUACGUGAGAAUGUAUCAUUCAUGGCAGGUGGAAAGAGACACCUACCAGCAGCUCAUCAGGAAGCUGGAAGGCUGCAGUGAGGACUGAGGACAGGCCUCAUCGGACACCUGCUCUCCGACACAUGGCUCUGGGUGGACACUCAGAGUCUGGGUCACGUGGGUCCAGUCCAGUUCAAAUCAAACCAACCUUAGCAGAAUCCUAGAAAACGUUGGCCGUGAGUCCGCAGAGACACUGCGUUCAUCCCGUAUCUUUCUGUGGUUCAGAUGCUGACCCAGGCGGGUUCACCCUCCAGUCCUGAGGGAGGUGCGACUGGGACAGGGAAAGGGAAACUGGUUUCCAGGGAAUUUGGGAGAGAAUUUGGUUACCUGCUCUAGGGCUUUGGUGCAGACAAGAGAGGCUUAUUUUCAGGCAGUCAUGGUUCAGGCCCCUCACCUGCCUCCUGACCGACCUCUCCCCGUCAUGGCUGGUUUCAAAGGCAAAAGCAAAAAGCAGACGUGUGAGCCAGGCCGAGUCCUAGCAGCGUUUCUGUUGUGAUCUCAACUCUGACAGGCAUGCGGGUGGCCCCAGUCUUCUCUGAACACUAGAAAGCGCUGCGAGUGAGCUCACGCCCGGCACAUGUCACUUUUCAAGGGUGGAAUUACAAGUUGUGCCUUUUAGAAAGGCGGCCAGGCUGCUCAUAGGCCCCACCCACCUGCUCAUAGGCCCCACCCACCUCUUGGCAGAAUUUGAGUGGAAAACCAGGUAGAAGCAAACGCCAUGUCCCCCGUAGCCUGCAGAAUGCUCCAGUGAGCCUGAGAUGGAGGCCUGGGGCUUCUGGUUCUGGGGUGGGCCCUUCCCCUUCCCACAUCAGGGACACGGGGAUGGGGGUCGGAAGGGUCACCGGCCUCCAGCCCUUGGCAGGACGGAACUUAGGUCUGCAGGGCUUUGCAGCCACCCAGCGAGGUCCUCCCGGGGCCAGCCCCGCUGUCAUGGUAAUGGAGACCUCUCCCCGUCCAUGUCAUCUGCGUCACAUCAGGACAUGCAGUCUUUCCUGUCCUUUGCGAUCUCGUGUGGUGUAAUUUCAUGUUUCAUUCUGCCGCCUCCAUCACAGAACAGAAUCGCUUUCUAGAAAGGCAGUUAACGGGAACCAGCAGGCUCCCGGUGGUGGGACAGCGGCUCAACAAUACCUCCCAUCGCCCCUCCUCCCCAACCUUUUUUUCCUCUGAGGGGCCCAAGGGUUACGGCGUUCAUGACUAGCUAUGGGGACAGAGGAGGGAGCGGCAGAGCCUGGGUCCGGAGAGGACAGCCUGGUCUGAAUCUGGAAUAAUUGACGCCACCCACAGAAAAGGCCCUGCAGGGCCGGUGUUGUCUUAGAGCUAAUGAUGCUGCUGUUUACAAAGCGCUGAUUGUCCGGAAGCUCGAGUCUCUUCCUCCUUGAGUGACCCAGUCGCUGCCUGACUGCCACGGUACCUCCGCACCACCACGUCUUUGUAGGAGAAUGUGCACGUGCCCCAUGCCCUAGGGAGAAGGGCACGUUUUAAAAUUAAUAAAAAGUGUCACCACCAGCCAUGUGAAAA